AUGAUGUCUCUGCUGGACAACAUAGCCAGACCUUCUGUUGUCCUUUUGCAGCUGUCUGUGGUACUUGUUGCCAUCUUCGUGCUGCUGAAGGUGGCCCAGUUCUACCGGGAGAGAAGGAAGCUCAUUAAAGCUUUGGAGGCAUUCCCUGGUCCCCCAAAACACUGGCUCUACGGCAAUAAUCACCUGAUAACUGCUGAUAAUAUAUUAAAUCAGAUGGUGUCGUGGGGAGAGGAAUACCCCUAUGCCUUUCCCAGAUGGUUUGGACCACUCGUGCCUUCUCUAAUAAUCCACCAUCCUGAAUAUGCCAAAAGCAUACUUGGCCAAACAGAUUGCAAGCCUAAAAUUCCCUACAAAUUCUUCAUACCUUGGAUCGGGCAGGGGCUGUUGGUCUUGGAAGGAAGCAAAUGGUUCCAGCACCGGAAGCUGCUCACUCCAGCCUUUCAUUACGAUGUGCUGAAAUCUUACGUGUCCCUGAUGUCAGACUCCGUCAAAGUGAUGCUAGAUAAGUGGGAAAAGAAGACCACGGAGAGAAAGUCAGUAGAGAUCUUUCAAGAUGUCAGCUUGAUGGCACUAGACAGCAUCAUGAAAUGCGCCUUCAGUUACAAUUCCAACUGUCAGACUCAGAGCGACUCAGACUAUUAUAUCAGAGCUAUUUAUGACCUGAGCUACCUCCUAGUUGACAGAGUCCACACUUUUUCUUACAAGGAUGUCUUCUAUGACUUAACUUGCAAAGGCCGUGAGUUUCGGGAUGCCUGCAAACUGGCCCAUGCCCACACAGAUAAAGUAAUAAAGGAAAGAAAAAAGUCCUUCUGCAGUGAGAAGGAACAUGACAAGAUACAGAAAAAAAGGCAUCUGGAUUUUCUGGACAUUCUUCUUUGUAGCAAGGAUGCAAAUGGAGUUGGGCUAUCUGAUAAGGAUCUGCAUGCCGAGGUGGACACGUUCAUGUUUGAGGGUCACGACACAACAGCCAGUGCAAUCUCCUGGCUCUUUUACUGCCUGGCAUUACAACCAGAUCACCAGCAACGGUGCAGGAAGGAGAUCCAGGGGAUCUUGGGAGAUCGAGAUACCAUCGAGAGGGAUGACCUUGGAAAGAUGACUUACACCACAAUGUGCAUCAAAGAAAGCUUGCGCCUGUUCCCGUCAGUUCCUAUUGUGUCCCGAUACCUCUCUAAACCGAUCACAUUUUUUGAUGGACGCAGCUUGCCAGCAGGCUGCCAGGCUGGAGUGAACAUAUUUGCUCUUCACAGGAACCAGGAUGUGUGGGAGGACCCCGAGAUUUUUAAUCCCCUGAGGUUUUCUCCAGAGAACUCAGCACAGAGGCACUCCCAUGCUUUCCUGCCUUUCUCCUAUGGAUCCAGGAACUGCAUCGGGCAGCAGUUUGCCAUGAACGAGAUAAAGGUGGCUCUCGCCCUGACCCUGCUCCGCUUCGAGCUUUGCCCCAACCCAUCCAAGCCUCCCACACUGACAAUGCAGAUUGUCCUCAAGUCCAGCAACGGGAUCCACCUGCUUUUGAAGAAGAUUCACUGA
This is a messenger RNA of Apaloderma vittatum (bar-tailed trogon), 1527 nucleotides long. RefSeq names its product cytochrome P450 4B1-like. The transcript is spliced from 12 exons. Gene Ontology annotation, molecular function: iron ion binding; heme binding; oxidoreductase activity, acting on paired donors, with incorporation or reduction of molecular oxygen. The record is from RefSeq and is a predicted model, not a curated record. The coding region runs from base 1 to 1527 and encodes 508 amino acids. NCBI's taxonomy places the organism in Eukaryota, Metazoa, Chordata, Aves, Trogoniformes, Trogonidae.